Molecule: messenger RNA, 3630 nt
Organism: Morchella importuna
Lineage: Eukaryota; Fungi; Ascomycota; Pezizomycetes; Pezizales; Morchellaceae
Exons: 4
Coding region: 1-3630 (1209 amino acids)
Molecular function (GO): protein binding; oxidoreductase activity
Source: RefSeq, a predicted model, not a curated record
AUGGCUGAUCCCGGCCAGGACAAUUCGCACGGCGCCGGCUCGAUGGAUCCCAAUGGCGCCGCAACCAGUGCGAAUUACUUCGAGGCUAUGGGGAAUAUGGACUCUCUCGCGACUGCUGCCCAUGCUCAACAACAAGCUCCCUACAGUCCCCAUGGAACGACAUCGCAACAGCAAGCAGCAGCAGCGCACAGUCUAGUAGAUCCCAUGUUCUACAUGACUGACCAGCAGCAGCAGCAACAACCUCAGCAAUACUACCCACAACAAGGUUAUGUACAAGGAGCGACAGGAUAUCCUACCCCUACACCAGAGCAAUGGCAACAGGCUUUGAUGGACACCGCUGGAGGAAACGUUGUUGGUUUUCAACAGCUGUUUGGCCAUCAUAUUCAGUACCAGAAUCAGCAGCAACAGGCACAACAACAGCAGCAAGCACAGCAGGUUCAACUACUCGCAAUGCAGCAAAGGGGACAACAGCAGGUUGCAGCCGGGGCAUUGGCUCAGGGAAAUAUGGUUCAGAGUCCAGGAAUGAUUCAGCAUGUACAACAACAUGCUGUCCAUCCGCAAUACGCUCAACAACAGCAGAUUCAACAGCAUCAAGCGCAUCAACAACAAGCUGAAGAACAAGCUCAGCAGCAGCAGCAGCAACAACAGCAACAGCAACAGCAACAGGCACAGCAGCAACAACACCAGCGCCCUCAAAUUAUCACUGGGGCACAUAGAGUCGCUCCCCCGGGACCACAUGGCAUCUCCGCGGAAUCUUCGAAUCUGUCAUCCCCUCAAUCUCUCGAUACCUCGACUCCUAUGGAUCUUGACCCAGCGAUAUCUUCAAAGGUACUUUCGACGCCAACUGUACGAACUGUCCCGGAUCGGACUCUAACGAAAGGACGAGCCGAUUUCCGACCUAAAACCGCCAUACCACAAGAUCUGACAGCGGAAGAAUAUGCCCGGCAAUGUAUUCAGGCUGCCAUUGCUAGUCGUCUACCCCCCUAUGCCCUACACCCCAACGAGUAUCUCAUACUCAAAGACCAUAUCAACCAUAUUCAAGUAACAACCUAUAUCCACAUCCGAAAUGGCAUCCUGCGGUUAUGGCAGCGGAAUCCUCUUGUAAGCGUUACUAGGGAAGAGGCUGCCGGUUGCGCAAAGGAUUAUCGUUUUUUUGAUGUAGCAGAGGUGGCAUACGAGUGGUUAGUACGGCACGGGUAUGUUAAUUUUGGAUGUAUCGAGGUUCCAAAUACAAUCCAACCAUCUCUAAAUACGGCAAAGGCUCGAAGAAAGACUAUUGUUGUUAUCGGCGCGGGGAUGUCCGGAUUAGGGUGCGCAAGACAGCUAGAAGGGUUAUUUUCACAAUUCGGGGAUAGGCUGCCUGCCGGGGAAGCACCCCCGAACAUUAUUGUCUUGGAGGCUAGAGGGAGACUGGGAGGAAGAGUCUAUUCACAUCCUUUAAAGAAUCAGUAUGGUGCGAAUCUCCCGGAGGGGAAGCGGGCUACUGCAGAUCUGGGAGCACAGGUUAUCACAGGGUUCGAUAAUGGAAAUCCACUCGGUGUGUUGAUUCGAGGACAGUUGGCACUACAUUACCAUAGUCUACAAGAUAACUCAUCCCUGCAUGAUUCCAAUGGUGUUCCCGUCGAUAAGGAUCGAGAUACUUUGGUGGAACGCCUCUACAAUGAUAUUCUGGAUCGGGUGUCAACUUUUAAAAAUAAAAUUGUCACACAGAAAACAGUCGAGGGUGAUCGGGAACUCAUCGAUACCGGGAAGGACCCAACCGGCGAAGGUGGUGAAAUGAUCUCUAAGGUAGAGAAUAAUGAAGUAGAUUUGCCAUCCGUCUAUAGCGCUACAGACGAGAACUUCUCUGCCAAUGUCGACAAACUUACAGGAAAGCCUUCCACGGCCACCGGCUCAAGUGCCAAAAUCCCCGCAGCCGAGCAGGCCAGAAAAAUUGGUUGGCAGCUGAAACCGGGAACCACUGGCGGGGAGACAAUCACUCUUGAGCCUCAUGGCACCGAUUCACGGCAUCCAACACUCGGGAAGACAAUGGAUUCUGUACUACGGCAAUAUCAAAAUAUUAUCGAUAUCACCCCCCAGGACCUUAGACUCAUGAACUGGCACUAUGCAAACUUAGAAUAUGCGAAUGCCUCCAAUGUUGACUCACUAUCCCUUGGUCAUUGGGAUCAAGAUGACGGGAAUGACUUUAGCGGAGCGCAUGCUAUGCUGUUGGGUGGUUACACCCAGCUUCCGAGAGGCCUGUGGCUCAGCCCUAGUAAAUUGGAUAUUCGAACACGACAUGUAGUCAGAAAGAUCACAUAUACUGCAGAUGGGAAUGUUCAUGGAGGUGCCACGAUUGAAUGUGAAAAUGAACAAGUCUUCCAUGCGGAUAAGGUUGUUGUCACGUUACCAUUGGGAGUUUUGAAAGCAGAACAAGUGAAGUUUGAACCGGCGCUCCCAGAAUGGAAGAGUGGUGCGAUCGAGAGAUUGGGGUAUGGAUUGCUGAAUAAGGUGAUUUUGGUAUAUGAUGAGCCUUUCUGGGACGUAGAUAAUGACAUGGUUGGCUUGCUAAGGGACCCAAUGGGUCCUCCCGAGAUUCAGGAAAGCUACGAGGCGAAUAGAGGACGAUUCUAUAUGUUCUGGAAUUGCACGAAAGCCAGCGGAAAGCCCACCUUAGUGGCCCUCAUGGCCGGCGAAGCUGCAAUGCAAACAGAACUCGAAUCAGACGAGGUGCUUGUCAAAGAAGCUACCUUCUACCUCUCAAAAAUGUAUCCCGCCAAGAACGUUCCACAGCCCACAGAAACCAUUAUUACACGAUGGAAGAAAGACCCAUACUCACGAGGCUCCUACUCGUAUGUGGGACCUGAAGCCACUGCGGAUGACUAUGAUCUCAUGGCGAAGCCUGUCGGAAACUCUCUCUAUUUUGCCGGAGAAGCGUCUUGCAAGUCGUACCCUGCGACAGUACAUGGUGCUUAUAUUAGCGGCCUUCAUGCCGCGAGUGAAAUUGCAGAGUCUAUUCUAGGGCCCAUACACGUACCAUCACCACUCAUCCCGCCGAAGCCAAAGUUCCAGGGUUCAUAUGGCUCAUUAGCCGGUUCCAAGAGAAAGGCCGAGGACUCGGUCAUCGAAAAAGCGCGAGAACUGAAAUCAGCGCGGUUAGAGAAAUACGAAGAGAAGCUAAAACAGGCACUCCACGAAGCACUUGGCGAGCGACCCACUAAGCCUGGUCGGUCAGGAGCAAACCCUUUCUUGCUGUAUCAGAAGGAUCAUUGGUUUAUCUGCAAAGCCAAGUGUGAUGAAGCGCGACGAAAGAGUACAAACAAUGCCGAAGCUAAAGCAACAAGGAAUGAAGUCCGUGCGGCAUUGGGUCAGAUGUGGCGAGAUGCUCCAGAGGAUGAGAAGAGGCCUUACUUAAACGAGACAGAGAGCAAUAAAAAGAGCAACGCAGCGAGCGUUACAGAGUUUAAAAAGAAGCUGAGUGAGUACGACAAGGCAGCCGCAAAGUUUAAGAAGGAGUGGAAAGAGAAAAACCCGAGUGUUCCCACCGACGAAGAGGUAUUGCUUUCAAGGCAGGCAGAUUUAGAGAUUGCGGAAAUCAAAAGAAGCAGAAAGCUCAACGGAUUCAUUGACACAGAUGAGGAAGACUACUGA